CGACUCGUGUCGAGGCGGCACAAGACACUUGGCGCCUGCUCACAGCAAAACCCACCCCCAGAGAAACGACACUAUUUCUCUCUCUCUCUCUUUCUCUCUCUCUCCUUCCCUUCCCCCAAAUUUCGACAAUUUUCCAAAAUUAAAUACCAAAUUAAAGGUAAAUAUUAUAAAAUUACUAUCUUUUUUGUACUCUAGUGUUUUUUUAUUCCCCUUUUUGUUCUUCUUUGUAAUUUUCGUUUUUCCAAUUUUUUUUUUUAAUUCCAUUUUCCUUUUCCGUUUUCGCCAUUUUUCUGUAUUUUUCUUCUUUAAUUUUUGUUUUGGGGUUCUGAUUGAAAGUUUUUAGAUUUAGUUACGAAUUAUGAUUUGGAGAAAUGGGUCAGUGUUUAAUUCUAUGGAUGUGUUGGAAUUUUUGCUGUUUUAUGGCGACGAAGUUGUUAUUAUGGUAUGGGAGGCAGCGUUCCGGAGCUGGAGUAUUGACGCUUGUUAUCCGUUCGUUAGUUUUUAGCUUUGAUUGUAAUUGUUUUUGUUUUCUGGAUCUGAAAUUCAGCAAGGUAGGUGAAAAGAACUUUGAGAUUCUAUCUUAUCUGCAUAAGGAAUGCAGGACAAAUUGUUUGCUUCAUGUUUUGAUUGAAUAUCUUGUACUGCCUGUUCUUUGAUUCUUGAGAUUUUGGUAUCUAACAUGAAAAAUUCUUGAUUUUGAAUGACUCCCAUAAUUUUGAAGACCC
Molecule: messenger RNA, 725 nt
Organism: Rubroshorea leprosula
Lineage: Eukaryota; Viridiplantae; Streptophyta; Magnoliopsida; Malvales; Dipterocarpaceae
Source: the annotation of a GenBank genome assembly